AUGCAGUCGCCAUAUCCGACGCGAUGGUCCUCCUCCAGGCUAUACCCAACCGCCGUUCCCGUCCCUGUUCUGGCCGCCCCAGGACUCCAAGGUCGCGCUCUACGAACUCGACGACAUCUGGAAGUUUACGCUCUACUGGACCCUCAUCCUCUAUGGCCUGUUUCAUCUGGGCGCCCUGUCAUAGCCGGCAGUGUUGUUGGGCUGAUGUCGGUUUCCCUGCUAUUGCUGGUCAGGGUGUAUAUGCUGAUGUUUGCAGGGUCGGUGCUGGCUAUCUUGCUGGAAACUUCACCAUGUCGACCUGGGUUCCGUUUGUAUGGGGCUGGGUCAACGUCUUGGUGCUGCUGGUCGCGUCCUUCAGAAUACAGGGCGGUCUGUAACUGGCACCGAGACAAUGGCUUUUGCGCUUCUUGGGCUUGA
Podospora anserina S mat+ is the source of this 417-nucleotide messenger RNA. RefSeq lists its product as uncharacterized. The record is from RefSeq and is a predicted model, not a curated record. The coding region runs from base 1 to 417 and encodes 138 amino acids. Lineage: Eukaryota; Fungi; Ascomycota; Sordariomycetes; Sordariales; Podosporaceae. The transcript has 2 exons.